Molecule: messenger RNA, 4506 nt
Organism: Octopus sinensis (East Asian common octopus)
Lineage: Eukaryota; Metazoa; Mollusca; Cephalopoda; Octopoda; Octopodidae
Exons: 19
Coding region: 726-4007 (1093 amino acids)
Cellular component (GO): plasma membrane
Molecular function (GO): protein binding
Source: RefSeq, a predicted model, not a curated record
UUUUCUUUUUUGAGAUCUGGUUUUAAUCUUUCACGAUGUCGUCAAAUCCAGAAGCAGAAACUAUGCAUUUUAAUUCAUGGAAAUUAAACGAAACAAACCAACAAAAAUAAAGAACAAACAAAUACUAAUAUUCUGUUUGAGUUUUGAUGUGACUGACAGCAAACACCUAUCCAUGUAAGCAAUAAGACAAAAUAAUCAAAACAGAUGAAACUAGCUGAGAUUUAGUUAAUUAAUUUAGGCGAGUACAUUGUUUUGUUACGUAGUAGAAAAUACGCAGAAUACGUUGCACGUGUGUAGAAGCAGACAGAGCAACAAUAAAUAGCUUAGAAAGUAUACAACUUAAUAUAUAUUAACAGGAAAUACGAAGACAAUGUACAACCAACUUGUACAAAUUAUGCACAAAUGACACAAAUGGCGCGCAAAUCAUAGAAAACAAAAAAGAUGACAAACGAGAAUGAAAGAUUUGGAAUAUAAGGAAAUUGUAUAACAAAAUUGUAUAAAGCAACUGUACAAAGUUGAUGUAAGGAAAAACCGUGUGCUAGCUUUGAGAUAUUUUACGGUGAUCAAGUCCUAUCCAAUACUCCAGUGAUGUGAUUUGGAUUCUGUUUCUCGUCUUCAAUUUGGAUUACUGAAUUAAAAGUUCCCUUUUCUGUUGGAUUACGACAAUCUCAGAUUACCAAACACUUUACAUUGGAUUUAUUACGAAGCCAAAGAAUUAAAUCAGAAUGGCAGCUAACGAAAAAGAAUCUGCAGAGAUGGCUCUGUCUCCUUUCGACAAAUCUAAGAAGUAUGUCGACGUUGGCAAUCCGGGAUUUUAUUCACCAACCAUACACAGUUUGAGUGUUCUUGAUUGGCAGCCCAGUCGGACUUCUCCAUACGACAUGUGGCGUUGGAGAGAACCUCCAGACGCCAGUCUAACGCGGGAGUCAGUCGGCCGCUUGUCACGUUCCUAUUCUUUUAACGAAGCUGCCAAUGAUUAUGAAACAACUCACUUCCGGCUGAAAGUUUGCUGUACAGUGUUCUGGCUGUUCGUUUUCGUUCUCUGUGUGACUGCAGCUAUCAUAAUCUCUGUCCAUUUCUACAAAACAACAGAUGUUGUAACAGACAGUCCAGAAAGCGACAAUUUAACUGUGUUUGUCUGUCGACUGUCAAUGAUGGAACACUGGAACAAAAGCUUGACUGACCAAUCAUCUGAAUUCUUCAAAUCUACUACGAAGCGUUUCAUACGGUCGAUGGAUGAAGUUUAUAGCAAGAAAAAUGAACACUACAUCGGUACCGAAGUGGUAGAAUUUAGUCCUGGAAGCAUCAGCGUAAAGUUCCGUAUUCUCUUCAAUACAAGUUUGGAUAAGAUUCCAGGAGAUAACGUAACUAAGGAAAUGACCUUUUCUGCAGUGCCACCACUGGAAAAAGAAGGGAAACAACUACAAGGAAGAAUCAUUCAUUAUAUAAGGACAACAAUUAUCGAAGCCAACAGAUUGAGAAUUAAUCGAACGACAGUUAAGAUACUUGAAAUACUGUCUGGAAACAGAGUGCUGAAUUUGACAAAUAAUUAUCCUCUUGAUCGUCGAAAACUUGAUUGGAAGAAAUUGUGGGAGAAAAUGAAAGCGUCCAGUUCUAAUAUGAUUUCAUCAGUCAUGCAGAAUGGGAAAAAGCGAAAGAAAACAAAUCAGACUGUUUGGGGAACAACAGAGACCAAUCUACCAAACGGUUCUAAUGAAGCGGUAAAGUAUGGUACAGCUUGGACAACAAGAACAACAGGGAAGUCUAUAACAGCAAAUUCAACAAUGAAGACAAUAGCUGUAUCAUUAAGAACAAAUAGAUCUUCUCAAAUGGAGCAAGCGGAGAUAUCAACUUCUAGAGACUUGACAAUAAAAAACCAGGAUGAGACAGCAACCAAAAACGAUGUUUCUGAACAAAAUAUAAAUUUAAAUGACAGCUCAAAAAAUUCCCAAAGCACACCAGUUAAAGAAAUUUCAAUUGGAUCAGAGGAAGGAAUUAAGCAUAAAGAUUUAAACCAUCACAUCAAUAGUACUUUAGAUCCCAAAAAGCAUCUAGAUAAUUUGGGAACUAAUAUUACCUACCAACUGAAUUCUACGUCAACUGUUAAGUAUAUGACAGGUCUGCGGACUGAACUUGAAAACUUUAUAUCAACUACAAGAAGCAUUGCUGAGCUAACCCCCGCACCUCCUCGUUGUGACCAAAUUAGUUAUGAACCGUGUCGACAAUACAGUUACAACUGGACUCGCAUGGACGCUCAGAUGAACACUUACAGCCAAGAGCAGGCUCUGUCAAUGAUGGAUCAAUUCAUAGACACAGCAUUACGGUUCCAUUGCACUGGACCUGUAAUACAUCACUUCACCUGUUCAUUAUUCUUCCCCAAAUGCGAAGAUGGACGUAUCAUUAUUCCCUGUGCUGCAAGAUGCUAUGACAUAAAAAGAAAUUGCAAAGAGUUUGCAUCCUUCCUUGAUGCGUUAUGUAACAGUUUGAGUCAAGCUCCAUCUUGUUUAACAGAGGAUGGCAAAGAAAUUGUCACCCAGUUUACUCCUGCAACAACCACAACACACCAAGCAUCAGAAAAUGAAGUUAAAAUUUCCUGUUCUGGAAACAGUUUUCACUGUCUGUCCGGUGUGUGUCUGCCUAUGGAAAAACUCUGUGAUGGAUUUGUAGAUUGUGAUGAUGGCAGUGAUGAAAAUAAUUGCAGUGCUGUUGAUUCCAACAGACGAACCACUUUGACAUCAACAUGUUCCAGCCAGCAGUUUCGCUGUUCCAAUGGAAACUGUAUUCCGUUCAGUUGGAAGUGUGAUGGCUACAAUGACUGCCGUGAUGGACUGGAUGAAAGCUUAUGCCAAAACGAAUACUGCUAUGGUCCACAGUUUCAAUGUAAUAAUGGUGUAUGUAUUCCUCAUGGCUGGCACUGUGACCAUUAUACAGACUGUGAUGAUGGAAGUGAUGAAAAAGAUUGUGUAAGCAACCACGAUGAUGGAGAACCAGUGAACUGUGCAGAUGACUCGUUUCGGUGCAACACCAAUGUGUGUAUUCCAGCAUUAUGGCACUGUGACAAGUACCAAGAUUGCGCAGAUGGCAGUGAUGAAGAGGAAUGUCCAAUGAAGAAAGAGGAACCAACCCAUAGCAUAUCCAGGUGUUAUAUCGACCAAUUCCUCUGCACAAAUGGCUCCUGUGUUCCACGAGCAUGGCACUGUGAUGGUGAAAGUGACUGCCCUGAUGGCAGUGAUGAAGAUGAAUGUCCAAACUUAGCAAUUUUUUCAUCUAAUGCAAUCAGAGAACACUGUAAUAUGAACCAGUUCAAGUGUGCUGAUGGAAGUUGUGUGAACCGUGACAAACUAUGUGAUGGCAUAAACGACUGCAUUGACAGCAGUGACGAGGAGGGAUGUACUAAAGAAGAUAGUACGCUUGCUUUAAACAAUCAUAGUACACCCGCUUCUAAUAACCAACAUUCUUGUGGAAUAGAACAAUUUGCUUGCUCUGAUGGGGAAUGUCUUUCAAUUCGUCUUCUUUGCAACACACAAGAGGACUGUGAUGAUGGAAGUGAUGAAUCCGGGUGUGUAUAUAAUACAACUGAACUUCCAACAACAGCAGUGUGUAACGGCAACCAGUUUGCAUGCCAAGACAAAAGCUGUAUUCCCAUCGACUGGCGAUGUGAUGAAGAAACAGACUGCCGGGAUGGAAGCGAUGAAAGCAUUUGUGAAAAGGAUUUGUUUUCACCAACGUUUUCUUUCUGGUCACUUUGCAAUGAGAACCAAUUUCGAUGUGACAACAAAACAUGUAUUCCAGUGGAAUGGAAAUGUGAUAAACAAUCGGAUUGCCAAAAUGGCAUUGAUGAAAUGGGUUGUAUAUACACUUCAUUCUCCCUUCUAGGAAAUGGAAGUUGCCUUUCACACCAGUUCCAAUGUAGCCAAAUAGCAGAGUGCGUGCCAUUGUCUUGGAGAUGUGACGGCACAAGAGAAUGUACUGAUGGCAGCGAUGAGCUGAGCUGUCCCCAGAAAUAAAAGACUUGUCCAUCGCACUUGUGUUCUACUAUUGUCCACAUUACCUCCAUGCUAUUUCUAUGUGUUUUGCAGUUGGCUUGGCUCAUGUAAAUUGGAUGGGAGAACACAGAAUGGAAUGGAAAUGUUGCCAAAUAUAUUACAUGGGGACUUGUUAGAAUACUGAUACAUUUGAGAUAAUAAACUAAAGACAGAAGACAGGAAAACAGAAAAUGGCAAAAAAUGAAAGAUCAGGUGGAGGAGGAGAGGAGGAAGAAGAAAAAAAAGAAGAAGAAGGAGAAGAUGUCAUUUAGCAUGGACUUCAAUUCAAAUUAUGUGCAUUCAUUAACCAUUGAGAAAUGACUUCUUUGCUCUUUUCUUUGGACAUAUCGGAUCGAUCUUGCUGAUCAUCACACCGUAUUUGGAAUUUCUAAGAUACUAUCCUGUUUUUAUUUGAUAGAACACAGAUGCGCACACAUACACGCACACACACACAUGCACAACACAAACAUACAUGCACAAA